This is a messenger RNA of Dinoponera quadriceps, 2222 nucleotides long. Its product is annotated as pre-mRNA-splicing factor Slu7-like. Gene Ontology annotation, biological process: mRNA splicing, via spliceosome. Lineage: Eukaryota; Metazoa; Arthropoda; Insecta; Hymenoptera; Formicidae. Gene Ontology annotation, molecular function: pre-mRNA 3'-splice site binding. The record is from RefSeq and is a predicted model, not a curated record. Gene Ontology annotation, cellular component: spliceosomal complex.
AAAAGGCUUGCUGAUAGGUCUGACGGGGGUGUUCCGAUAUACAUUGGUGGUACUAGUUUUCUCGUCUUACUAAAUAUACAUUUUGACCAAAUAAUUCGUUACUGUUGCCAAGGGAUAUUUUAUAUUGUUGACGAGUUCUCCGAAUGUAAUGAUUGUUUAUAGAACAAAGGAUUUUAAAAGAAUCUUAAGUCGCAAAAGCGGACAGAAGAGAGCGUGAUUUCUGGGCUCAACAAACGGCUCAGGAGGGAAGGAGGAAACGUGGUGCCCGGAUCGUCGCUAAGAUGGCCAACUCGUUAGCGAACGUGACCGUGUCGAGCAUUUUGAAGAACAAGAGUUCUUUCGAGGACGAGCCGCGGAAGAAGAGCCGGGAGGAUUGGCGCAAGGCGAAGGAACUCGAGGAGGCCAGGAAGGCUGGCACGGCUCCGGCUGCUGUCGACGAAGAGGGGAAGGAUAUCAACCCGCACAUACCUCAAUACAUCAGCGCGACGCCAUGGUACUUCGGCGCCCAGGGACCCACCUUGAAGCAUCAGCGUCCGCAGCCCGAGAAGCAGAAGCAGUACAGCUCCAUAAACUCGUGGUACAACCGUGGAGUGGAUAAUUCGAAAGCGGUGGUGGGCAAGUAUCGCAAGAAUGCCUGUGAGAACUGCGGCGCGAUAACGCACAAGAGGAAAGAGUGCGUGGAAAGGCCGCGCAGAGUCGGCGCCAAAAUCACGAAUUCCAAGAUAGCUCCCGACGAGUUCAUCCAGCCUGUGCUGUCCAUGAAUUUCGACGGCAAGAGAGACAGAUGGGCCGGGUACGAUUCGUCCGAGCAUCGAGCCAUUGUGGAGGAACACCAGAAGGUGGAGGAGGCGAAGAGGCAGAUGCGGGCGGAGAAGCUGAAUGCUGAGGUGAACGAUGAGCAGGACUUGGAUAAGGACGAGGAUAAGUACGUGGACGAGGUGGAUAUGCCGGGCACCAAGGUGGACUCGAAGCAGCGUAUCACGGUGAGGAAUCUCCGCAUACGAGAGGACACCGCGAAGUAUCUGCGCAAUCUCGACCCGAACUCGGCGUAUUACGAUCCCAAGACCAGGUCGAUGCGGGAUAAUCCCUACGUCGGCACCGAGCGCGAGGUCGAUUACAAGGAUGAGAAUUUCGUGCGUUUCUCCGGCGACACGCAGCGGCACGUGAACGCGCAACUGUUCGCCUGGGAGGCGCACGAGAAAGGGGUCGACGUGCAUCUGCUCGCCGAGCCGACGAAGCUGGAGCUGUUGAAGCAGGAAUACGAGAAGAAGCGGGACGAGUUGAAGGACAAGACGCGGGACAGUAUAAUCGAGCGGUACGGCGGCGAGGAGCAUCUCGAGGCACCGCCGAAGACGUUGCUGUUGGCACAGACCGAGCGUUAUGUCGAGUACUCGAGGUACGGUAAGAUAGUCAAAGGUCAGGACAGGCAGGUGAUACGAUCCAAGUACGAGGAGGACGUCUACCCGAACAACCACACGUCGGUGUGGGGCUCUUACUGGCAGGACGGCAAAUGGGGCUAUCAGUGCUGUUAUUCCUUCAUCAAAAAUUCCUACUGCACCGGGGAGUCCGGGAAGAAAUCGGUCGAGGCCGCGAUCAGUAACGCGCAAGAUGAAGUAUCAUUUGUGAGCGCCGAAACAGAGGAGAUGGAGGGUAACGAGUCCCGACGAUUAUCGGAUACCGCAGGCAAGGACCGUUCUGAGUCCUCGUCCGACGACGACGACGAAGAUACGAAGAACAAGAUUGAGAGGCAGAGCAAGGCGGCUAAACGGAGAUUGAAGAAACAAAAGAGGAAGGAGAGUCGUAAGAACAGAAGGAAGAUUGAGAAACAGGAGGAUAAGCUGAAGGAGGCGUUGAGAAUGGAGGAGGAAUAUGCGAAGGAGGCGGACAAAUUGUUGAGGAUGGACGAGAGGAAACGUCCGUAUAACAGCAUAUACGAGGCGAAGGAGCCGACGAACGAAGAGAUAGAAGCGUAUCAGAUGAAGCGGAAACGCGAUGAGGAUCCGAUGGCUAAUUUUCUGUAAAAGUUAUCACCGCAUUGUUCGUAACGUUGUGAAUUAACGUUGUAUAUAUUUGUACAGUGAAUUAAUCAAGCGUAACAUUAAGCGAUCGGGCGUGUUUAAGAGAGAAAUAAGAGAUAAUGUACUGAAUAUUAACGUUAAGUUAUUAUAAUCUUAAUAUUUAAAUGAAAUGUAAGUAAAGUGAAAUAUAAAUAUUAGCCUUGA